GGCAAAAAAAUUGCAGGCCGCGAAACCCUUGCACGACUUGCCCAGGGAGUCCCCUUGUGUCAGGAGCAGCUGCACAAGCACAGGACCAGAAGUUGCCAUUUUUUGCCAUUCGUUUGCUGCAAGCUUCAAUACUUCCAGCCGGCAGAGCUAAAAUGGCCGCCACACGCCGCUGGAGGGCCGAAGCUGAGCGUACCCGGCUCCGGGAGGACCCCAAAGGUCUCAAAACGGGGGCCGGCGAGGCAGGAACCCUCGAAAGCCCCUUGGCAAGCCGUUCGGCAGACGCCGGGGGAUCCGUGGUACGCCAAGAGAGCCAGCCGAGAGCAGGGAGCAGCGGUCACUAUCAAUGGGAGACCGAGUUCCAAGAGUUUCUGGAAGGUUCCGUCUGGGAGGAGCAGACCCCGGAGGAGCUGGCCCUGCGGGCCGACACCCGGGCCUUCCUGGCCUCCUUUGAGCAGGUGGCCGUGGCCUGCCACUGGCCCAGGAGGGAGUGGGUGACCCGGCUGCUGCCGGCCCUGGGCGAGGAAGCGGAGAAGGCCUUCAUCAGUCUGGACCCCCAGGACCGCGGAGACUUCCAGAAGGUCAAGGCGGCCAUCUUGAGGCGCGAGGCCCUGGCGCGCGAGAAGAAGCACCAGGAGUUCCGCCGCUUCUGCUACCAGGAGGCCAAUGGGCCCCGGGAAGUCCUUGCACGGCUCCAGGAGCUGUGCCAACAGUGGCUGAACACAGAGAGGAGCAGCAAGGAGCAGAUCUUGGAGGCUUUGCUCCUGGAGCAGUUCCUCAACGUCCUGCCAAAGGAAAUGUACCACUGGGUCAAGGAACGUGUGCCGGAGAGCUGCUUGCAGGCCGUGGCUCUGGCGGAAGAUUUCCUGAGGAGGUUGCAAGCAGCCGAAAGGGGGGAAGAACCGGAGCAGGAAGAGGCUGCAGACCUUCGCAAGAAGCAGGAAGUUCCGCUGGAAACAGUGCCGCUGCAAACUUGGGCUCCGAGGGAGGUCCAAGGGGAGCCCAGUUCAUCAUCACGCAAGACUUACACAGGUUACGGGCAGGCCGCCGUGGCAAGGAAGAAGAAGACCUUCCAGUGGGGCCGCUACGGGGAAGUGAAGCUGCGAGCCCGGUUUCCCGGAAGAGCAAACGCAGUCCUGCCGUCCCGCUGGAAGCAGGCCGGAGGCACCCAGGAGCAUCGCCGCUCGGAUAGGCUGAAGCGAGCCCAGGUGCCGAACCUGGCCGAGGCACCUCCCUCGCCGCCGCCACCUCCUCCUCCUCCAUCUCCUCCACCUCGGGAUGUCAAGCCCAAGCUCAAGAAGCCCUCCCCCCCUCCAGACGCCACCCCCAAGAGCCAGAUCAAGAUGUGCCCCGAAUGCGGCCGGGGCUUCAACGGCUUGGCGACCUUCAACCGCCACCGUAUGCUCCACACCGGGGAGAAGCGCUACGAGUGCUGCUUCUGCAGCAAGGGCUUCUGCUGGCGCUCGGAUCUGGUCCGGCACGAGUGCCAGCACACCGGGAAGAAGCCCCACGAGUGCCCCUUCUGCGGGGAGGGCUUUGACCGCAAGUGGCAGCGAGAGAAGCACGAGCUGAUCCACACCAAGAGCAAAGCGAAGCUGUGAGCGGCCUGCGACUGGGCGGGAGGGAAUUAGCGGGAUUUUAGGAAUAAGGGUGGGAGCGGAUAUCGUUGCUGGGUUAAAGCUCUCUGGGGCAGAACCGGAGAAGGGGGCUUCUCGUUGCCAACCCUGGCGCCCUCUAGAUGUUCUGGAUCACAAUUCCUGGUGGGAUUUGUGGUCCAGAACAUCCCAGCUUCCAAAGUCUGCCUCAGACAGGACCUGCAGUCUCAUUCCAGCUCCUUCCUCUUUUUGCCAACAAUUUUGUGCCGUUUUUCUGGCCACCUGAGUGCAUCUCCUGGUUUCAGCAGCCUAUGUGGAGGAGGCAGCCAUGCCCAAAUGGAUCAGGGUCAUGUGGGGCCAACCACCCCCCAAAAAUCCAGCCAGCAUCCAGCCAAAGUGAUUUCUUUUCGAAAUUCCUCUUAAAGCAUGUGUUUCUUCUACAUGUAAACAUCCUGCAUCGCUUGGCAGGAUGUCCCGCCCCUCUUGUUAUUUCUUCCUCAUGGUGAAGCUAUCCCA
Podarcis raffonei (Aeolian wall lizard) is the source of this 2108-nucleotide messenger RNA. RefSeq names its product zinc finger and SCAN domain-containing protein 21-like. The record is from RefSeq and is a predicted model, not a curated record. Lineage: Eukaryota; Metazoa; Chordata; Lepidosauria; Squamata; Lacertidae. The coding region runs from base 153 to 1598 and encodes 481 amino acids. The transcript is spliced from 3 exons.